Nannizzia gypsea CBS 118893 is the source of this 513-nucleotide messenger RNA. RefSeq lists its product as hypothetical. The coding region runs from base 1 to 513 and encodes 170 amino acids. The record is from RefSeq and is a predicted model, not a curated record. The transcript has 5 exons. Lineage: Eukaryota; Fungi; Ascomycota; Eurotiomycetes; Onygenales; Arthrodermataceae.
AUGCUUAUCCGCGUUCCGGGGAGAUUGCCCGGAACAGGACGCUGCUCUGCCAGCCUGGAUCCUGGCCAUCUUAUCUUCCGGGCCCAAUCAUAUGCCGCUGAAGCGCAGUUGCAAGCACGGAAGCCGGAAAACAGCCAUAUCCGACUGAGACCAAGCGUCCCCAGACAGUGUGUCAGAUUUGAUGUACGAAGUAUAUACUUAGACAGAUCGUCUGGCAUCAAGAGCGCACUGGUAUCGCACAAUAGACCAGACGAACCACUGUCUUCACUGUUUGGUACACAGAACCAAGUACCCCAUGGAGGAAACUUUACGGAGUUAGGGAUUUUUAUGCAGGGAAACGGAAGCGGCUUUUCGCUACCCGCCGUAUCGUAUGUAUCGUAUACAGCAAAAUUACGUGCCCGAAUACCGAUGAUUAAGCGAAAACAGGGCUCCGGUCCGGCUUGGCGCUUAGCGGAUGCUGGAGCGUCCGAAGAAAGAUACCGACGAGGAGCUGUCGAUUGCUUCCUACCGUAA